Messenger RNA from Cuscuta epithymum, 962 nucleotides. NCBI's taxonomy places the organism in Eukaryota, Viridiplantae, Streptophyta, Magnoliopsida, Solanales, Convolvulaceae. The record is from the annotation of a GenBank genome assembly.
AACUACGACUAUCUUCAUUCUCUCUCAACUGAACUACUACUAUUCCUCUCUGUCAACCCAGCUUUGCCACUCCGCUCUCACCCAGCCAUGAAAGCUCAAGUUUGGGUUUUUCUUCUUGGCUUCCUACUCCUACUGCAAUGCUGCCAUGUUACCAAAGUAGAUGCCAGGAUACAAAGGAGGAGGAGGAUGGAAUCUGCAUCUGCUUUGCCCGACACAACCACUCACUCUCCGCCGGAGGGCAACACCACAUUCCUCGGCGGCACGACUUGGUGCGUGGCCCGCGGCGGCGCGUCGCAGUUCGAUUUACAGGUUGCAUUGGACUGGGCUUGCAGUCAACUGGGGCCGGUCGAGUGCGGGGCGAUUAAACCAGGCGGCCCAUGCUUUGAGCCCAACACUCUGCUUUCCCAUGCCUCGUACGCUUUCAAUAGCUACUACCAGCAGAAUGGGAACAAUGACGCGGCUUGCUACUUCGGUGGAGCUGCCACGCUCACCGGAAACAACCCCAGUUAUGAAACAUGUACUUAUGCAACCUCUGGUCACUACAAUGGGGACAUGAGGUCAUCAGAAGCUGCAAGGCCGCCAAUGCACAAGGAAAACAUAUAUUGGUGGCAAAUAAGCAGUCUCCUAAUGCUUCUGUAUCUGAGAAGCUGAUCGAUCGAGCAUUUAAUUUAAUUGAGGGUACUUGUUACGGAAAGGACGGCAUUGCUAAAUGUGUCCUUUGGGCUACGUAACAUUCUUUUCUUUCUAUUUGGUUUAAGAAUCUAUGGUUCUAUGCCUCUCCAUUUUUGUAACUAAGAAUUUAGGUACAAGAGAAUGUUUUAAUCUUCUUUUGCCAAAGCAAUUACUCCCUUUUUGCUUUUUUAUAUUAGCAUGGGAAGUUACAUCUGCAGUAACUGAAAAAUACGGAGUAUAUAUUAUGAAUACAAAAACCUUACUUUCUACAUGAUGCAAGCAACUAGAAG